UGUAUUUCGGAAUAUCAGGAUCAUAAUCUCGACUAUGAGGAGCUGUUGGGUUGUGGUCAGUAUAAGGAGAGCUAUCGUGCUGACAUGAUCCGCUGGGGUGAGAUGAAGAGACAGCAGGACUCUGGCUUCUUCUGUAGACUGGCCAUCAAACAUGCCACACAGCCCAUCUGGAUAAUCAGCGAUUGCAGAAGGAUGUCAGACGUGCAGUGGCUCCAAGAAGAGUUUCCUGAUAGAUGUGUCUGCGUUCGGGUGGAGGCUUCUGAGCAGACGAGAUCACAGAGGGGCUGGAGAUUCACCACAGGUGUAGACGACGCUGAGUCCGAGUGUGGUUUGGAUGAGGGUGUGAAGUUUGACUGGAUCAUCAGGAACGAUGGAGCUGAUGACGUUCUGGAGGAACAGCUGGAGGGGCUACUGGCAUUGAUCAAGGCACGGGAGGAGGACUCGAACACACAAAAUAGUAUUCAACUGGAUUAAUAAAAGCUGCUUUUUUGCCACCUGUAUCCUGCUCACUGGAGAGCUUGCAAACUCUUCUGCAUUUUAAUGAAUGGUUCUAGUCAUCAUUCCAAAAAGUGUCUUAUUUACUUUUUUAACA
This is a messenger RNA of Sinocyclocheilus rhinocerous, 592 nucleotides long. RefSeq names its product phosphomevalonate kinase-like. The transcript has 3 exons. Gene Ontology annotation, biological process: cholesterol biosynthetic process; isopentenyl diphosphate biosynthetic process, mevalonate pathway. Lineage: Eukaryota; Metazoa; Chordata; Actinopteri; Cypriniformes; Cyprinidae. Gene Ontology annotation, molecular function: phosphomevalonate kinase activity. The record is from RefSeq and is a predicted model, not a curated record. Gene Ontology annotation, cellular component: cytoplasm. The annotation marks the transcript as partial.